UUCCGGCGCAGGCGCGCGCGGAGGUGAAAGGUCGGCAAGAUGGCGGCGGCCUCUUCGGGCGACGAGGCGCCGGACAAUGAGGACUAUUAUUCGUUGCUGAACGUGCGGCGGGAGGCCUCUCAAGAGGAGUUAAAAGCCGCCUACCGCAGGCUGUGUAUGCUGUACCAUCCCGACAAGCACCGAGACCCAGAACUGAAGCACCAGGCUGAGCAGCUCUUCAACCUCCUUCACCAGGCUUAUGAAGUGCUCAGCGACCCCCAGACCAGAGCCAUCUAUGACAUUUAUGGAAAGCGAGGCCUUGAAAUGGAAGGAUGGGAGGUGGUGGAAAGGAGGAGGACCCCCGCCGAAAUCCGGGAGGAGUUUGAACGGCUGCAGCGCGAGAGAGAAGAGAGGCGGCUUCAGCAGCGGACGAACCCCAAAGGAACCAUUAGCGUCGGAGUAGAUGCCACCGACCUCUUUGAUCACUACGACGAGGAGUACGAGGAUGUGACAGGGAGCCCUUUCCCCCGUAUCGAAAUCAACAGAAUGCACAUAUCACAAUCGAUCGAGGCCCCGCUAACGGCCACGGACACCGCCAUCCUCUCAGGGAACCUCUCGACGCAGAACGGCAACGGCGGCGGCUCAGUCAGCUUGGGCCUCCGGCGGGUGACGUCCGCCAAAGGCUGGGGCGAGCUAGAAUUCGGAGCUGGCGACCUGCAGGGCCCUGUGUUUGGCCUGAAGAUGUUUCGAAAUCUCACCCAGCGAUGCUUCAUCACCACCAACUGUGCCCUGCAGUUCUCCUCGCGUGGGAUCCGCCCAGGCCUUACCACGGUCCUGGCCCGAAAUCUGGACAAGAACACCAUGGGGUAUCUGCAGUGGCGCUGGGGCAUCCAGUCAGCCAUGAACACCAGUGUUGUCCGGGACACCAAAACCAGCCACUUCACGAUGGCGUUCCAGCUGGGCAUCCCUCACUCCUUCGUCAUGGUCAGUUACCAGCACAAGUUUCAGGACGAAGAUCAGACACGUCUGAAAGGAUCGCUCAAGGCUGGCUUUUUUGGAACCAUCGUGGAGUACGGGGCCGAGCGGAAGAUCUCAAAACACAGUGUCCUCGGUGCCACGGUCAGCGUCGGUGUGCCCCAGGGCGUCUCGUUGAAGAUCAAGCUGAACAGAGCCAGCCAGACUUACUUCUUCCCCAUCCACUUGACCGAUCAGCUGCUGCCCAGCGCCGUCUUCUACGCCACGGUGGGGCCCCUUGUCUUCUACUUCGCCAUGGAUCGGCUGAUCGUCCAACCCUAUCUCAGGGCACAGAAGGAGAGGGAUUUGGAGAAGCAGCGAGAGAGCACCUCCAGUGACACCCUGCAGAAGAAGCAGGAAGCAGAGGCUGCCGUGCGGUUGAUGCAAGAAUCCGUCCGGAGGAUCAUUGAGGCUGAAGAAGCCAAGAUGGGCCUGAUCGUCGUGAAUGCCUGGUACGGGAAGUUUGUCAACGACCAGAGCAGGCGGGACGAGAAGGCCAAGGUGAUAGACGUGACGGUGCCCCUGCAGUGCCUGGUGAAGGACUCCAAGCUCAUCCUCACCGAAGCGUCCAAGGCUGGCCUUCCUGGGUUCUACGACCCCUGCGUCGGGGAAGAGAAGAACUUGAAGGUGCUCUACCAGUUCCGUGGCGUCCUCCAUCAAGUGAUGUCAGCCGACAACGAGGCCCUUCGGAUACCAAAGCAAUCUCACCGGAUCGACAUGGACAGCUAAUGCAGCAGGGAAGAGUGGCGGGGGGGCUCCGUUCUGCCCCGGGUCAGCAGAAACGGCAUCCGUUUUCCUGUUCUGGAUUUGAAAACAGCUUCAUGCCUGUGGAGGAGCAGCUUACUUCACGGCCUAGAGAAAAAGUGGCUUUGCACCCGUGGCGUUGGGGGAUGAGACGAGCAGGAACAGGGCCGGGCUUUCCCACUCAAUUGGCCAGCUGUCCUGGAAUCCAGAUGCGCCCUGGCUGCAUGCAUUUCUUUAGCCUCCAUGUGUCUCCCGCCUCUGGUAGCGAUGCCCAGCGGGUAGGCCUUGUCCCUCUCAUCUCUCUGGCGUGCCAAGCAGGGUAAGAGCACGCAAGGGGAACGAGGGGCAGUUAGCCACAAACCAGUUUGGGGACCAAUCGGAGCAUCGCCGACCGGAAAUGCUUUCUGCUGGGCUCAGCCUUCCCUCCUGGAGAAGUCUGAUCCUCUUGUUGGGCAGUUAAAGGCUGCAGGAAGGCUGGCAGAGAGAGCGGCCACCACCAAGGGUGGAAGAGGGAGCGAGAAGCCAGCUUCUUGAGGGUCAGCGUGGAGAGGCCUGUGUGGACCGCGGGGAGGCUAAACUGGACACCUGUGCAGAAUGCGGCUCUUGGGCCUUAAGCCUCUCCUCCCCUUCCUUUGCGGAUCAGUUCCAUUUGGGAAAGCUCCCUGAAUUACAGCCACCCUCAGCUGGAGAAAAACGAACGUCGAUGCCCCAAAGCCGGGACCUGCUGGCUGCGCCCUUCUUCUUGUCUAAAUCCGGUGCUGCCCCACACUGGGCCAGCUCCGAAACAAGGUAUUUUCCCAACGCGUCCCUUCCAUAGGCAACGGUGUCUGGGUUCACGCACCACCCGGGGAAUCCCUUUCUUCUCACGCUGCUGGAGUAAUAGCACCGUUUGGUUCCGAUAAUCCUAACGAUUCCCUGUGCAAAGCCGCGCGGGGCUGUUUUAUUCCUUUUCGCCGCCACCCGGCACCGCCAGCUCGUCACGCAGGAGCCAGGCCAACCCUGGGUCCUGCUGCUCGAGGGCUCUGUCUCUGCUGACGGACGGUGCUUUUCUGACCCCCCCCCAUCCCCAUAAUUGAGCUCCCGAGGGCGGGGGCCCCUCUAGUUUCUUCUGUAACAUCCGAGGACAAUAAAACAGCCCACUUUUGUGAA
Messenger RNA from Candoia aspera, 2886 nucleotides. RefSeq names its product DnaJ heat shock protein family (Hsp40) member C11 (gene DNAJC11). The record is from RefSeq and is a predicted model, not a curated record. NCBI's taxonomy places the organism in Eukaryota, Metazoa, Chordata, Lepidosauria, Squamata, Candoiidae. Gene Ontology annotation, biological process: cristae formation. The coding region runs from base 40 to 1722 and encodes 560 amino acids. The transcript has 16 exons.